Messenger RNA from Calypte anna (Anna's hummingbird), 1531 nucleotides. It is a transcript of the gene FOXF1, whose product is annotated as forkhead box F1. NCBI's taxonomy places the organism in Eukaryota, Metazoa, Chordata, Aves, Apodiformes, Trochilidae. Gene Ontology annotation, biological process: regulation of transcription by RNA polymerase II; animal organ morphogenesis. Gene Ontology annotation, cellular component: nucleus. Gene Ontology annotation, molecular function: DNA-binding transcription factor activity, RNA polymerase II-specific; RNA polymerase II cis-regulatory region sequence-specific DNA binding. The record is from RefSeq and is a predicted model, not a curated record.
AUGACUGCAGAAGCGCAGCAGGCUCUGUCCUCUCAGCCCCCUCCUCCUCCGGUGCAGAGCAGCUACGGCCCCAUGUCCUCCGUGGCCGAGAAGCAGCCGCAGAACUCGGCCAUGGACGCCUCCUCCUCCUCGGCCGCCCCCGGCGGGACGAGCGGCAGCGCUGCGGCCAGCGGGGGGGGUCCGGGCAACGGAGGUCCCAAAACGAAGAAAACCAACGCAGGGAUCCGGCGGCCGGAGAAACCGCCUUAUUCCUACAUCGCCCUCAUCGUCAUGGCCAUCCAGAGCUCGCCUUCCAAACGUCUGACCCUCAGCGAGAUCUACCAAUUCUUGCAAAGCCGUUUCCCUUUUUUCCGAGGUUCCUACCAGGGCUGGAAAAACUCGGUGCGCCACAAUCUCUCCCUCAACGAAUGUUUUAUCAAGCUGCCCAAAGGAUUGGGACGCCCAGGCAAAGGUCACUACUGGACCAUCGACCCAGCCAGCGAGUUCAUGUUCGAGGAGGGCUCGUUUCGCCGCCGCCCCCGAGGGUUCAGGAGGAAAUGCCAAGCCCUGAAGCCCAUGUACAGCAUGAUGAACGGGCUCAGCUUCAACCACCUCCCCGAGAGCUACGGCUUCCAGGGCUCGGCCGGUGGGCUCUCCUGCCCCCCCAACAGCCUCUCCCUCGAAGGGGGCUUGGGGAUGAUGAACGGGCAUUUAUCCAGCAACGUGGAGGGGAUGGGCCUGGCCGGACACUCCGUGCCCCACCUGCCCGCUAAUGGGGGGCACUCCUACAUGGGCAGCUGUACCGGCUCCUCGGCGGGGGAUUACCCGCACCACGAAAGCUCCGUGCCCGCCUCCCCGCUGCUCGCCGGCGGCGGGGUGAUGGAGCCCCACUCGGUUUAUUCCAGCUCGGCCUCGGCUUGGGCUCCCUCGGCUUCGGCAGCCUUAAAUACCGGAGCAUCCUACAUCAAACAGCAGCCCCUCUCGCCCUGCAACCCCACCGCCAACCCGCUCUCUUCCAGCCUUUCCACGCAUUCCCUCGACCAGUCCUACCUACACCAGAACAGCCACAACACCGCCGAGCUGCAAGGCAUCCCGCGGUAUCACUCCCAGUCUCCGAGCAUGUGCGACAGAAAGGAAUUCGUCUUCUCUUUCAACGCCAUGGCCUCUUCCUCCAUGCAUUCAGCGGGCAGCGGCUCCUAUUACCACCAACAAGUGACAUACCAGGACAUCAAACCGUGCGUGAUGUGAUACGGGGCGGAAAAAACACCUCCUGGGGACGACAAGGCCUGACCCGACCACCCCCCCCUCCUCCAGGACCCUUUCUGUGGAAAAGAAGGGGGGGAGGAUGUCUUUAUUCAGGAGGUAUAACCAGGAGCCCCCGAGGAGCGAGAGGGGACCCCAGGAGCGCGGUCCCUGGGGAUGAGCCCACUCCGCAGCUGAGCAUCGGCUGGACCCGACCGCCACCAUGGGUCCUUCAUCACCCACGGUCUCUGCCUUCUUCUGCUUCUUCUAGAGGGGUUGGGUUGAGAAGAAAAGCAGCGCCCUAACCUCC